AUGUUGCGGCUGCUCACGGCGAGCUCCGCGCUCCUGCCCCUCCUCUGCCAGAUCCCGGCCACGACUGCGCAAGAAUGGCCCGUUCAAGACAGCGGCUACACCGACGCCGUCCAAUGGGAUCACUACAGCUUCAUCGUCAACGGCAAGCGCGUCUACGUCUUCGGUGGCGAGAUGCACCCGUUCCGCUUGCCCGUCCCCGAGCUCUGGAAGGACAUUGUGCAGAAGACCAAGGCGCUGGGCUUCAACACCUUCUCCUUCUACACCAACUGGUUCUUCCACAACCCGCACCCCAACCAGACCGACUUCGAGCACGCCGCCCACGACAUCAGCCGCCUGCUGGAAUACGCCAAGGAGGCCGGCCUCUUCGUCGCCGUGCGCCCUGGCCCGUACGUCAAUGCUGAGUUGAACGCUGGUGGAUUCCCGCUGUGGGCCACGACGGGCGCUUACGGCGAGCUGCGGGACGACAAUUCCUCGUACACGGCGGCCUGGACUCCGUACCAGGACGAGAUUGCGAAGAUUGUGGCACCCUACCAGAUCCACAAGAACGGUACCGUCAUCAGCUACCAGCUGGAGAACGAGUACGGCGAGCAGUGGCUCAACUCGGCCACCAAGACUCCCAAUGAGGCGGCCGUCAAGUACAUGGAGGAGCUGAACGCCAAUGCUCGCAGGAACGGAAUCGACGUUCCUACCACGCACAACAGCCCCAACUUGAGAGAUUUCUCGUGGUCGACAGAUCAGGAUACUGUGGGCGCUGGUGGCAACGUCGACGUGCUCGGCCUGGAUAACUACCCGCUCUGCUGGUCCUGCGACCAGUCGGAGUGUACCGGCGUUUCCAACGACUACAACCUCGUCGAGUACUACAGCUGGUUCCAGCAGAACACUCCCAACCAGCCAUCCCUGAUGCCUGAGUUCCAGGGUGGCCGCUACAACCCGCUCGACGGAGACGCUGGCCAGUGCUUGGAGCCCAUGGGCCCCGAGUUCCGCAACCUCUUCUACCGCCACAACAUCGACCAGAAGGUGACUGCCAUGAUUCUCUACACCCUCUUCGGCGGUACCAACUGGGGCUGGAUGGCCGCUCCUUUCAUCGGCACCAGCUACGACUACGCCGCCCCCAUUGCCGAGGACCGCACCCUGAGGGACAGCUGGUACGAGACCAAGAGUUUGGCCUUGUUCACCAGGGUUGCCGAGGACCUCCGCGAGGCCGACCGUGUUGGUAACAGCACUACCUACACGACCAAUGACGAGGUCAUCUCGACCGAGCUUCGCAACAAGGGUACCGGAGGCGCCUUCUACAUCGCCCGCCACGCCGACUCUGUCACCGGCAAGCCCGUUUCUUUCAAGCUGCACGUUGACACUUCGGUUGGCAACUUCACCAUCCCGCAGAAGGACGGCGAGAUCGAGCUCAAUGCUCGCGAGGCCAAGAUUGUUCCCACCGACUUCCGCUUUUCUGGCCAGAAGCUGCUCUACUCGACGGCCGAGGUUUUCACCUACGUCGAGCUGGACGGCAAGCCCACCGUCGCUCUCUGGGUGCCCAACGGCGAGGGCGGCGAGUUCCUCCUCGAGGGCUCGGCCAACAUUUCCGCAACGGCCGUCCCCAGCGACAGCGUCAAGUUCCACCAGAGCGAGCACGGCCUGAUCGUCAACUUCGCCAACCAGACGGGCACCACCGUCGUCGACACGGACGCGGCGCGCUUCCUCAUCCUGGACCGCGACUCGGCCUGGAAGACGUUCGCGCCCGUCCUCACGCCCGACCCGCACGCCCCCGUCAACGAGACGAUCCUCGUUUCGGGCCCGCACCUCGUCCGCGAAGCCACCAUCGUCGGCGACACCGUCUACCUGUACGGCGACACCAUCGCCGACACGACCCUCGACGUCUUCGCGCCGGCCGCCGUCACAUCCAUCUACUGGAACGACGAGGCGCUCCGCACCGUCGCCACCUCCCACUGCAGCAUCACCGCCGCCGUCGCCGGGCCCAUGUCCUUCACCCUCCCGCCCCUCUCCAACCUGACCUGGAAGUCCGCGUCCUCGCUCCCCGAAAUCGCACCCAACUACACCCUCUCCCCGAAGGUCUGGAAGCUCGCCGACGAGGACACGACGCCCUCGCAAUUCACCGACGCCACCAAGCCGUACCUCUACAUCGACGCGCUCGGCUUCCACGUCGGCCACCACCUGUACCGCGGCACCUUCACCGGCUCCCCGUCCGCCGUCUUCCUCGCCCUCCAGGGCGGCACCGGCUUCGGCUGGAGCGCCUACCUGAACGGCCGCUUCCUGCACGCCGAACCCGGCUCGUCGGAGCUCGAAGCCACCAACGCCACCAUCGCUCUCCCCGCGAACUCUACCCUCCCCGGCGAAAACGUGUUGACGAUCCUGAUGGACAACAGCGGCCACGAGCAGCGCGCCGAGGCGCUCGAGAUCCGCGGCAUCACCAACGCGACCCUCAUCGGCGGCCAGUUCGACACCUGGCACGUCGCCGGCACCGCCGGCGAGGCCGAAGGCAAGACGCUCGACCCCGUCCGCGGCGUGUACAACGAGGGCGGCCUGCUCGGCGAGCGGCUGGGGUGGCACCUGCCGGGCUUCGACGAUUCGGCCUGGAGCGCCGCCUCGUCCCCGGCGUCCGGCUUCACCGGCGCGGACGUGCGGUUUUACCGGACGAAGGUCGCGCUCGACGUGCCGGCCGGACACGAUGCCGCGGUGCACUUUACGAUGGGCGUGCCGGAGGGGGCGAGUGAGGAUGUCAGGGCGUUGUUGUUUGUGAAUGGAUACCAGUUUGGGCGGUUCAGGCCGGCGGUUAGCACGGCGACGGAUUUCCCGGUUCCGCCGGGGGUGCUGGAUUUUGCGGGCGAGAAUGAGGUCGUGUUGGCGGUGUGGGCGCAGAGUGAGGAGGGGGCGAAGGUCGAGCUCGGGUGGGAGGUGCAGGGUUUCGUGAGGAGUGGGUUGGAUACGAGGUUUGAGGGGGCGUAUUUGAGGCCGGGGUGGAGUGAGGAGAGAUUGGAGUAUGCUUAA
Messenger RNA from Lasiodiplodia theobromae, 3003 nucleotides. RefSeq names its product Beta-galactosidase b. Gene Ontology annotation, cellular component: vacuole. The record is from RefSeq and is a predicted model, not a curated record. The transcript has a single exon. Lineage: Eukaryota; Fungi; Ascomycota; Dothideomycetes; Botryosphaeriales; Botryosphaeriaceae. Bases 1 to 3003 code for a protein of 1000 amino acids. Gene Ontology annotation, biological process: carbohydrate metabolic process. Gene Ontology annotation, molecular function: beta-galactosidase activity.